UGUUAGAGAUGUGAAAAAGAAAUGGCAGGAUUCGAGUAGCCAAACAAAAAAAGAAAGAGGCAGAGAAGGAGUAGAGUUGGUGGGACAGGAGGAGGUCCCAGUAUUGAUGAGGAUUUAAACAUGGGAACAGAAGCUACAUGUAUGGCUAGGACAGAAGAAAAAUAUGAGUGUAGACUGUGUUUCCCUUCCCUUACUUUUGACCGGAAGUUUCUGGUAAAAAGACACAUUAUGGAACAACAUUCCGGAUUUGCCUAUACUUGUACUGGCUGUCAGAUGAUCUUCCCAUGUCGGGAUAACCACACCUCAUGUCAUGGGAAACAUUCAAGUUCUCGUAGGAUGGAAGUAGUAAGACGCUCAGACGGGCUGCGGGGUAGCCGAGCGCAGGAGGAGUUAAAGAAGUAUACCAGCAGAAUUGAAGAUUUUAUUCGGGUGGUGUCUCCAAGGGGCUUUAGGGAGUUAAGCCUCCACCCCUCUGGCAGGAUCUCUCGCACCCCGUAUCCAGUUGACCGUCCCGAUAGAGGAACUGUCCUGCCCUCCCCUAGAGCGUCUCCGGAACCAAAGAGGACCAGGCGCAGUAGGAGAUCACAUUCCUCCGUGAAUCCUCCUCAGGAGAGACAGUCGCCCUCCCCUGUUGCCCUUCCUGCUAGGAAGAGGACCCUUAGUGUCUCCUCGUCAUCCUCCUCUUCUGGUAGUUCAUCUUGCAGUGUAGCUCCAGAGAACCCCAUUAGAUCUUCUGUUGUGAAAGAGAUAACAGUAGUGCCGGGCCUUCGAGUUUUGAUUGACGUAGACGAGUUCAAAAAGCAUCUCUGAAAUGGUUAAAUAAAUUCUUUGAUCCCAAAAAGUUGUUUUUUGAUUUUAGCCAAUGUAGAUAUUUUAAAUUUAAGAGUACUUAUAGCAUUAUAAAUAAAAUAUUUGAAUACUUACCUUAGAUCUCUCAAGUUUGGGGACCAAACUCUUUUUUAG
Molecule: messenger RNA, 963 nt
Organism: Magallana angulata
Lineage: Eukaryota; Metazoa; Mollusca; Bivalvia; Ostreida; Ostreidae
Exons: 2
Coding region: 121-810 (229 amino acids)
Source: RefSeq, a predicted model, not a curated record